Messenger RNA from Eimeria necatrix, 1311 nucleotides. RefSeq lists its product as hypothetical. The transcript has 10 exons. Lineage: Eukaryota; Apicomplexa; Conoidasida; Eucoccidiorida; Eimeriidae. Bases 1 to 1311 code for a protein of 436 amino acids. The record is from RefSeq and is a predicted model, not a curated record.
AUGAAUGCGCACGCGAGGGGGCCCCCCGAGGCCCACGCUGCUGCAGUGCGUGCUGCUGCUGCUGCUGCUGCUGCUGCUGCUGCUGCAGCAACUGCAGCAGCAGCAGACCCCGACAAAAAGCUGCUGCACGCAGCAGACUGGGCAGCAAGGGACUUCAACACUGUGGGGCCCCCCGGGGGCCCCUCGCCCCUCACGGACUUGUCUUCUUUGCUGCAGCAGCUGCAGCAGCCGCAGCAGCAGCAGCAGCAGCAGCAGCAGCAGCUGCUGCAGCACAAGCUGCUGCUGCCCGGGGGGCCCCAGUUUUCAGGACUUUUGGCGCAGCUGAAUUUCCCUUCUUUUGGAUCUAUUAAUAUAAUUCACGGAAACAUUUUAGAACCCCUUUUAGGACAGCAGCAGCAGCAGCAGCAGCAGCAGCAGCAGCAGCAGCAGCAGCAGCAGCGGCGACUGCAGCAGCAGCAGCUGGUUGCAGACUGCACUGUGGUGCCCGUACCGCCAAACAUGAUUCCUUACAGAGGGCUCGCAACAUUUGAAGAGUAUCCUGAAGAAAGUCGAGCUUACCUGCAAAGAGUUGCGGCGGAAGAAAGAAGGCAGCUGCAGCCAGAGGGCAGCAGCGGGGAAGCAGCAAGGCGCCUUAGUCACUGUUUUAGGGUUUGUUUGAAGCAGCUAAAUCAGUUAAAUGUCAAAACCCUAAUUGUCCCUUUUGUGGGGUUGGGGGUUUACGGAUUCGAGCCAAAGAGAGCAGCCCACACUCUCAUUCAAGCAGCCAUCGAAGAAAUGCUCCAGGCAGAUGCAACAAACCCUCACUACAGCCUCAGCCGCGUGGACUUCGUCGAAAAAGAAAUUUUAAAUUCUUUUAAGUUGGCGGAGGCGCUGAAGGACUUGGAGGCUCUUUUCUGUUUUGAAAAACAAGUUACAACAGCCCCCCAGUAUUACAGCCAGCAGCAGCGGCGGCUGCUGCAGAUUUCAGACUCUCUUCUUUACUUUUGCAAAAGACACACGAGGGUUUCUUUUAAAAAGCACCACGGCGUGAUUCGCCGGCAGAAGAAAAACUACUUUUCAAAUAUAAGGCCUUUCAUGUGGAGAGCCUCGAGGGUUUUGCAGCCUCCGCCUUUCUUGGUGUUGAAGCACAGCGGCGAGGCUGCGGAGCAGCAGCUGUCGCCGCGGCUGCUGUUCUUAAGAGGGGUUUCUCAUUUCGAGGGUGCAGCGCUGCUGCAGCAAAGCUGCGUGCUGCAGCAGCAGCAGCAGCAGCAGCAGCAGAGAGCGCCACAGCAGCAGCAAGGGGUCCCGCAGCAGCAGCAGCAGUGGGCCUGA